Molecule: messenger RNA, 723 nt
Organism: Gilbertella persicaria
Lineage: Eukaryota; Fungi; Mucoromycota; Mucoromycetes; Mucorales; Choanephoraceae
Exons: 9
Coding region: 40-672 (210 amino acids)
Cellular component (GO): mitochondrion
Source: RefSeq, a predicted model, not a curated record
CAUUCAAAGAAACUUGCUCGCGGUAAAUAUGUUCAUGAGAUGCAAACCCAUCGAGUUAAACCUGAAAAGGUAUCCGAAUACAUUCAACUCUUAACCCAUCAUUAUCCUCGUAUUGCUAAUGACCCUCAAAACAAUGUUCACUUGUGUGGUAGUUGGGAAACCGUGGUAGGUGAACUUGAUACGUUUGUUCAUAUAUGGGAAUACAAGGGAUACACAGGCCACAAGGCUACGAUGGAAAAACUCUCUCAGGACCCAGCUUAUACAGAGUUUAUUAAAGAUCUCCGCCCUUUAUUGAUUUCGCGUGAGAAUAAUAUGAUGCUUGAAUUCUCUUUCUGGAAGACAUCGCCUCCUCAAGUCACCAACGGUAUUUAUGAACUUCGUAAAUACAAUUUAAAGCCUGGUAAUUUGCUUGAAUGGGAAUAUCAUUGGCGAAAAGGACUUGAAUGUCGUAGCCAAUUUUGUGAACCUGUCGGAGCCUGGUUUAGUCAACUAGGACAGUUGCAUACAGUUCAACAUAUGUGGACUUAUCCUGAUUUGCAAACAAGAAAGACAACAAGAGAAGAAGCUUGGAAGGUGGAAGGGUGGUCUGACACUGUUUACAAGACAGUUCGAUUGAUUGAUAGUAUGCAUUCUUAUAUCUUGAAGCCUUUAAGCUAUAGUCCUUUAAGAUAAAAUAGACAUCUUUUUUUUUAUUGAUUUAAAAAAGAGAGCAAUAAAGACAUU